AUGAAUCCUUGCUUGAAAACAGACAUCGCCCCGGUUACACAAACAGUCAACACCCUCCUCCUUCGCACCUACGCCCUUCUGCAGACGCCCCUGACGGGCGCGACCCUGCGCCUGGCGCUUGAAGCCGCUGACAAAGCCCUUGCGAUUGCGACAAAUUUUGGACGCUUCGACCUUGAACCCCGCGCCCAGCUCUACCGUGGACAUGUAUUGCGAGCAUGGGGUCGUUGGCGCGCUGCCUGGCAGGCGUACAUCCGCGCGGCAAGCGUAAGGGGCAUCGGGUUCUCGGGGACGGACAUCAAGGGCCUCACGCGAGAGUGUCUUGAAAUGAUGAGGAUAGAAGACGAGUGCGAUCCCGAGAGGAAGAAGAGCAUGAUGGAGAGGAAAGGCGCGAGGAUGGUGCGCUUCGAGUUGGACGAGAGGACUCCUAGCAGAAUCGACGAAGUUGAUGGAACCCAGUCCGACGAGAGUACUGAUGGGAUGUACCUGCUCCUGAAUGGAAGCGGCGAGGUCAUUGGAAGCCGUGAGAGCUUGCCUGAUCUUAGAUCUGUACGGGGCAGAGGUUCUGUCCAUCGAUCACCGACACCAACAUGA
Messenger RNA from Colletotrichum chrysophilum, 591 nucleotides. RefSeq lists its product as uncharacterized. Gene Ontology annotation, molecular function: protein binding. Lineage: Eukaryota; Fungi; Ascomycota; Sordariomycetes; Glomerellales; Glomerellaceae. The record is from RefSeq and is a predicted model, not a curated record. The transcript has a single exon. Bases 1 to 591 code for a protein of 196 amino acids.